GUACAGCGAGAUAGUGUCGCGGCGCGAGGCGCGGCGCGCGCGGCGCGCGGCGAUGGUGAAGCGGCGCACGGCGGCCGCGGCCGAGCGCAUGCGCGUCAUAUCGCGCCUCGCCGCCGCCGGCGACGAGUUCGGCAACCAGGACUCCGACUGGGACGUCUAUAAGAGUAUAAGCCGCGACGCCGACUCCGACUCGGACGCGGACGGCGAGCGGCUGGUGGAGCUGGAGGAGGCGCUGCGCGAGCACGAGCCGCCGCCGCCCUCCGCCACGCACCACCAGCUGCACCUCGCCAUCGAGCCCUACCGGGCUCCAGAAUUAAUGUUUCAACCGUCAAUGAUGGGGAACUUAGAGGCUGGUUUGGCGGAAACAAUGGAAUACGUCUUCAAACACUUCAGUCCUGAAGAUCAGCUCUUGUUGGCGAACAAUGUUUUUGUAACAGGAGGAUGCUCUCAGUUUCCCGGUCUGAAAGAGCGACUAGAAAGAGAGCUUCUAGAAAUGCGUCCAUUUCAAUCGACGCACAAAGUAGUAAUGGCGAACAAUCCAAGUUUAGACGCGUGGUACGGCGCUAGAGAUUUCGCGGGAAGCAAUGAAUUUGAAAACUGGUGUAUAUCCAAAGAAGACUACUACGAAAUGGGUGGGGAGUACUUGAAGGAGCAUCACGCGAGCAAUAAGUACUACAAAAGUCCAGCACCAAUAGUAGAUAACACGAUGGCUCCGGCUGGUGAUGCGAAUGUGGUGAAGGAAGAAAUCGUUGUAGAUUGUUAAAUUGAAGUAUUUGAAAAUAAAUGCAUA
Zerene cesonia (dogface butterfly) is the source of this 790-nucleotide messenger RNA. RefSeq names its product actin-related protein 5 (gene Arp5). Gene Ontology annotation, biological process: regulation of DNA-templated transcription. Gene Ontology annotation, cellular component: cytoplasm; Ino80 complex. Bases 53 to 763 code for a protein of 236 amino acids. The transcript is spliced from 4 exons. The record is from RefSeq and is a predicted model, not a curated record. NCBI's taxonomy places the organism in Eukaryota, Metazoa, Arthropoda, Insecta, Lepidoptera, Pieridae.